Messenger RNA from Mya arenaria, 1705 nucleotides. RefSeq lists its product as uncharacterized. Gene Ontology annotation, biological process: peptidyl-threonine phosphorylation. The record is from RefSeq and is a predicted model, not a curated record. The transcript has a single exon. NCBI's taxonomy places the organism in Eukaryota, Metazoa, Mollusca, Bivalvia, Myida, Myidae. The coding region runs from base 105 to 1388 and encodes 427 amino acids. Gene Ontology annotation, molecular function: protein serine/threonine kinase activity. Gene Ontology annotation, cellular component: cytoplasm.
GAAAGUAAAAACAAAUAAUCCGUUUUACGUUGGUGACGUUUGUCAGAAAAGAGUAUUUAACGGCGAGCGUAGAGUUAACUUUCAAUAUUAUAAGCUACAAAACAAUGGCAGACAAGAUUUUGUUUACCUUCCUUUCACUGUGUGUGUGGACUUCAGCAUAUGGACGAAUUGCUAUGGAUCCGCUUUCUAUUCGGGACUUCCCACCUAUUGGCCCAGGUGGUCCAAUUUUGCCCAUUAAACCGAUAAAGCCGUUGCCGCCGCCGACGGGUUCACAGGAGCCACUGGAUCUGGCAUUCAUCAUGGACACAACUGGAAGUAUGUCAUCUUAUAUCCAGACCGCGAGGGAAAAUAUUCGGAGAGUUGUGGACGAAAUUGUACAGAGCUCUAGGACCGACAUCCGCUUUGCUCUGAUCGAAUACAGGGACCACCCGAAAGAGGAGAGCACAUUUGUCGUCAGAAAACACGACUUCACUUCAUCGGUCUCCACAAUGAAAGCUUGGCUAGAAAAUGCCCAAGCCAGGGGCGGUGGCGAUUUACCAGAAGCAGUGGCCGACGCCCUUCAUUCCGGAACUACUCUGUCCUGGCGCCAAAAGGCUGUGAAAAUCGCGGUGCUCGUGUCGGACGCUCCACCACAUGGUUUGGACCCUUCUAUGGACAAUUCUUACCCCCAGGGAUCACCAAACAGUCAUGACCCUAUUGACAUGGCUCAUAAGCUUUCGAAAAAAGGCGUCAAACUUUAUACCGUUGGUUGUGAACCUGCAAUUAUUCCUUACAAAGACUUUUUCAUGGCCCUAGCCUACAUUGCUAGCGGCCAGUACAUUCCUUUGGACGAUCAUAAAGUUUUAAUCGAUGCCAUCAUUGGAGGUGCUAAGGAGGAACUCUCUCUGCAGCAAUUUUCUGCCGACAUUCAACGUGAAAUCCAAAAACAACAGGCAUCCGGUGGAACAGUGGACAGAGCACAAAUUGCAAAAACGGUGUUUGAUCAACUUAGUAGUCAGAAUACGAAAACGACACAUCUUUUGCGCAACAAUAAGCCUCUGGGAGGACCGACAAGCGGGGCUAAAGCAAUAGCUGCGACAACUAGCUUGGCAGAAGCCAGAAAAGUAUUUACAAAAAGUAGUGCGCCUGUUUCUUCGUUAAAGUCCGGUUUCAUGCCAAUGAGAAGAAUGGGUGGUAUUUCGAAAAUGGGUGGAAUGGAUGGUAUUUCGAGUGGUAUUUCGAGAAGGUUACCAUCCAUGCGCAUGGAUUUUGUUCCAAAGAUGGCAUCGGCACCAGGCGCGUCUUCCGGUUCAGGGGGAAAAGAGGCCUUUACAGCUGUGGAGGCUGCAGUUAGUCUUGACCAAAUCGAACGACUUGUGAACGCGGAGGCGGCAAAAGCUGGUGCCUAAUUUUGUUCGGAUAGAUACCGAGUAUUAAUUCAAUUUGAAGUAAACGUAGAAGCCACCACACCCACAACCCGGCGCGAGUGUAUAUAACGAUGCUGGUGGUCGACGUAACUGUUUUGUACCAUGUCGCUAAAGAAAACGUUCAAUAAUAAGCACGUAGUUAAAGUCAAUAGCCAUGUCAUUUAUACGCACGCUUGUUACUGAACGGUAAGGCUAUGUAUAUGGUAGUACAUGUUUAUGACUGUUAUGCAUUAUUUACAUAAAUUGUAGAUUUGUAUGAAUAUGGAAUACAAGUUAUAAAUAAAACAUUUAUCGAAUGA